AUGUCGGAUAUAUUGUGCAAGUGGCUCAACCAGGAUCUAAAGCUGUCCAAAACUUUAGACCCCAGGAAUUUUGCCAUGGAUUUUUCUAAUGGUUACCUGAUUGGAGAAAUUCUUCACAAAUAUCAAAUGCAGCAUGAUUUUAGUAUGUUCCUGAAGAGAGAUACUUCCAUCGCCAAAGUGAAUAACUUUACACGACUUGAGCCUACUUUAAAGCUGCUGGGGAUCUCCUUUGACAUCAACACAGCCCAAGAUCUGAUGCAGGAGAAGGAGGGUGUUGUUACUCACCUUCUUUACCAACUUUAUGUCUCACUUGAAAAGAGAGAGAAUACAGAAAUCAGCAGGACAAUGAUGGAAAUUAAUCGACCCCCAGGCCAAGCUUUUUUGCACAAAAAGGAGCAUGAGAUCUUCUCUUGUCGACUCCCUCAGGUGGUGAAGCGUGAUUCAGACCUAAAGCUUCAGAAAAUUUCUCAGCGCUUUGAGGAUAAAUACCAGCAACAAGUGAAUGACAAAUCAAUGGUGACCCAACCUAUGAAGUCAAGGAGGCUGCUCAAAGUCCAAGAUAGGAAAAGAAUGGAAAGCAAAGAGAAGGUGCAUCAUCAAGACCACAGUGAUGUGACUGAAAACCAAUUUGAUGUGCCAAAACCAUCUUCCUCUAUUUUAAAUGUUAAUAUAAAGCAAAAACAGCAACAACACAAAGAACAAGAAGCACAGCUAGUUCAAACUGAAAUUGCUCAAUUUGAGGACAAAAAGAAGAAACUGGUUACUUCCAGUUUUUCUUACUCAUCAAGUUGUCUUGUUUUCCUUGAUUUUUCUCUUGAUAGCAUCAAACAGGACUGUGAAGGUUUUGAAAGUGAACAAAAGUGGUUAUUAAAAUCCAAUAGUGAGUAUAUACAGGGGAUCCGACAGCGGUUAAAGGAGAAUAAAAUCACUUCUGAGCAGAGGGAAAAAAGACUUGACAGAUUUUUGGUGGAGCAAUUCAAGGCUCUUGAAGCGCAGCAGGAGGUGCAACGAGAGGAACAAAUGGUGAGACGUCUGACACGUCAGACUAAGCAAGAACAGCGCUUGGCUGCCCAGCUAAUGCAGAUACGUAGGCAAAAAGAAGUGAUUCUGGAGAAUUGUGCAUUCAGAGAACAGCAGUACCAACAGAGAAGAGAAAAAGACUUCCAGGAAGCUCUGGACAGAGAGGCGGUUUUGGCUCAGCAAGCUAAGCUGGCCCGUGAAGAAGAUAUCAAAAAGGAGCUUGAAUUCAGUAGCAGGAUUGCUGCUGAGCGUGCGCAAAGCAGACACAAAAAGCAUUUUGAGAGCUGCAAGGACAUUCUGGGGCAGAUAGUGGACUUGGCAAGCAAGGUUGGAGAAUAUCGUCAGCUCACUGAGAAUUUAAUUCCAAAGAUGCUAAUGAGAGAGUGGAAGGAAUUAUUCUUCAGAGAUCUUCCUCUUUAUGAGCCAUUGAAAAGCAGUCAGCCAGAGUAUGAGCGGUCCACGUCACUAGACCCCACAGAGCUUAAGAAACAGAAGAUACUCAACAACCUGGCUUAUUAUGAAUACACAAAUAUGGUAGGGGAAUGGGCUUGGCCAAAGGAAGCAACUGAGACAAAAUUACCACCAAGCCCCAACAACAUUCUUGUCCAUGUUGUCCAACGACUGGAGAAAAUUGUUCAUCCAUCCGUCAUCAAAUCAGCCUCCCCUUCGUUUGGUCACACUCCCAUCAAAGCCUGCGUACUGGGCAAGUUUUGCUCAGGCAAGACUACCUGCCUGGCUAAGAUUUCUGAAGCACUUGGUAUUUGUGUUUUAUCGGCCGACACACUGAUUGAACAGAGACUGAAGUCUGUAGAAAAGCUACCUACUUGUGCAACACAAGGAACUGUUGCAGAAAAAGGUACAAGGAAAGAAAAUACCAUCUCAAAUGAUCUGUUAGUGGAUGUUAUGGUAAAGGCAAUCAGUCAAAUUCCAGCUCAGUCAGCUUGGAUCCUGGAUGGCUUUCCAUAUAACAUCACCCAGGCUCAUCUUCUAGAGAAAGCUCUGGGCGGGUUUGUAGAGGAAGUAAAUGAAACCGUCAGCAACACAAACCUUGCUGCAGAUCCAGAUCCACCUAAACCCUCCAAACACCCUGCACCUGUGCUGGAUUUGGCUCUUCUUUUGGAUAUCUCAGAUGAGUGUGUGGUCAGACGGGCAUACAAACAUGAUGAUGCAGCUGUUACAGCUUCCCAACCUUCAGAUUUGUAUGUUGCACAGAUUCCAAUCAGAACCACAACAUUUCAAGAAGACUGGCCAGAGUUAGAGGAAUGGUUUGGUGAAAAGCAAAACAUUUUGGCCCGUGUCAGUGCAGAUGUGGAUGAAGGGGAGCUUUACAGCAAGGUGGAAUCCAUCUUGCAGCGAGUAAUCCAAAAAAAGCAUGAAGCUUUUGCUAAUCCUGCUGUUGAAGAUGUGGUGUCAAACAGUGCAAAACCACGGGGCACUCCUUUACCUUUUGCAAAACAACUAACAGCUUUUACUGGUGAAGAACUUGGCUUUAUGGAAUCCUGCUCUAUUCUUAAGGAGGAUAAACUUCAAUGCCACACUGGAAAUGUGUCACCUUCCUCAGUGUACGAUGAGAACAAUCACGAUGUCUCCAAGGACCAGUCAAAGACCACAUCUUCAAAACCAGGUUCAGCUCAUCAGCUCUUUGUGGAUGAACCCAUUUCUUUGGAAACAGCAGAGUACCUUUGCUCAUACUGGGACAAUAUAUGUGAGUCUUAUGUGAAUAAUAUACAGCAAGUAAUGGAGCAUCUGCGCUCACAACUCGCUGCUGUUGAUUUGGACUUUUUCAAUAUCAGAGAAAGAUACAAGCAAUACUUGGGUCGCCCUGACUUGAAACAGGAAUUAGUUUCUCAGUGGCAAAAGGACUUCAAUAGCAUAGCUGAUGAUAUGAGAAAAGAUGAGGAUACCAAAGCAGAGCUACAUCUGAGAAUGGAUGAACUGCGUGAACGACUGUGGGACAUUAUUGAUAAAUGUAAAGAGGAAAAUGCGCACGAGAGGGCCACCCUCAAAACUAAUGGGUGGCUGGAAGCCCACACUUCUCUCCUUACCAACCACCACUCUAUACUAAUACAGAUAGAGCUGAGCUAUUUUUGGGAAACACUCUGUCUUCUAAGGGUCUACUACUGGGGUAUGCACAGGCAGGUGCCGCUGAAACCACUCUCUAAACUUUGUCAUAUCAACUUGAUCAAAACCCCUGGAAAUACAGACGAGGAUGAGAGGCAAGAAACUAGCUCAACCUCAAACCAGGCUCAGUCAGAACCUGAAGAGCCAUCAGAUGAGAAACUCAUCUCAGACUACGAGGAAGCACUUAAAGCCAUCAGCACAUUGGUGUCAGCAGAGACCCAGCAGAGGGAGACAAAAGAGCAGAAGGAAAAAGUGCAAGAGAAAGAGCAGACAUUGGAGAAGAACUCAACAUCGUCAGAUCAAAAACAGACAGAUGUUGACACAGAGAAGACACAGACUGAAGACCUCCCAGAGACGACUCACGAUCAAGAGAUCAGAGUGAAAAUACAUGAAGAAUAUACAGCCGCACUAAUUCAUGAGGAGACUGCUGCAAAGCUGCGUGUUGAGCUGGUAAAAGAUCAUGGUCUGGUGAUGGUUCACUCUUUGGAAAACAGAGCUCAUGAGAUGUUUACCAACAUGGAAAAGUGGUUUCAAGGACGCUAUCUGUCAGAAAUGAAGAAUGUUGACCAACUAUCAGAGGUGGUUCGCCACUUUAUAGAGACUGGUGCUAAGCUGCAGUAUGAGCUGGUGUUGGAUGGAUGUGAUUUCUAUUUGAAUGGAGACUGUCUUUUGGUACCAAGUCCAACACCUCCUCCUCGUCCAGCUCCUUUUGAGAAUCCAAUACAAUCCACACUAACUAUUGCUCAGUUAGAAUCACUACACCAUCAGCUAUGCAACAUUGCUCCAUCAGGCCUUAUAUCAAGCUUUGAGUUAUCUAAUUUCCUUGAAGACACAGUUUCCAUCAGCAGAGGCAGAAACAUCUUACCUCAGCCCUGGACAAAUAUGAAUGAAACACAGUUGGUAGAGGUUGUAUCUUUAAUAAGGGAUGAAUUUGAGCUGGUAGACUGGCAUCGGUUUCUGCUCAGUGCUGCUCUUCCUUGGCCAUUUCCCACAUUGACACAGCUGCUAGAUGUGCUGCAACAUUUCAAAACAGCAGAUGCUGAUGGCGCAGGCUACAUAAACCAGAAACAGUAUUUACAGACAGAAUUAUGGUUUUCCAGUGAGACUGUCCAGAAUGUACCUGAAGACCCUUCAGAUCCAUUACCUUUCAGCCGUCUGGCUAACCUACGCAAGUUCUUUUUCCAGCUGUUUGCAGACCAUUCCAGGUCUCCUCCACGACUGGAUUAUGUGUCCAUGUUGCAGUACUUUGCAGCUGACCCUAACCCUCAACAGGGUUUCAUCAGAGCUCUUAGUGUAGUGUUAGGACAACAUAUCCAUCACCCUCCAUCAAGCCUUCUAGUAAAGUCCAUGCCGAGUUUUGAAGAAGCCUCAGAGCUCUCCUCACACUUUAAUGGGGACUACAUGGAAGAAGAUUCCUUGUUUGCAUCAAGCUGCUUUAUUAAGGAUCAGGAAGUGCCACUUCCUGCUCUCUUUAAUGUUAUCUGCCACAAAGUUGCCAAGUUGAAAGACAACUCCCCCCUUCCUCCGGGCUGCCUCAGUCAGGAGGAGCUUACACAGCACCUGCUGAACGUGUACAGGGAUCUGGGAUACAAUCCAGAGGACUCUGUCCCUUUCUCUAUUCUUUCUAAGCAUCCUUACACUCAAAAGCUGAUAGAAACCUCAACACAAUACCAGCUUGUGGACAUUCACAGUGUGCUGCUUGGAUGA
Messenger RNA from Nematolebias whitei (Rio pearlfish), 4848 nucleotides. It is a transcript of the gene spef2, whose product is annotated as sperm flagellar 2. The record is from RefSeq and is a predicted model, not a curated record. Gene Ontology annotation, biological process: sperm axoneme assembly. Gene Ontology annotation, molecular function: protein binding. Bases 1 to 4848 code for a protein of 1615 amino acids. Lineage: Eukaryota; Metazoa; Chordata; Actinopteri; Cyprinodontiformes; Rivulidae. Gene Ontology annotation, cellular component: sperm midpiece; manchette. The transcript is spliced from 36 exons.